Zophobas morio is the source of this 1352-nucleotide messenger RNA. RefSeq lists its product as uncharacterized. Bases 87 to 1118 code for a protein of 343 amino acids. The transcript has 6 exons. The record is from RefSeq and is a predicted model, not a curated record. Lineage: Eukaryota; Metazoa; Arthropoda; Insecta; Coleoptera; Tenebrionidae.
CAUAGUGUGCCGAUUUAGACAGUUGUUACUUAUAAACAAGUUUAGUUUUUUUAUGUUUUUCUUUGAGAAAUCCCUUCAAAAAAAUAAUGAACAAACUUUACAAACCCAAAGUAACAUUUUCAGAUAGUUUAACGAAAGUGUCGAAAAAUGUCCGUCGAGAAGUGCGUCCACGUAGCAGGAGUGUGUACACGACGAGCUCUUACAUCAGCGACGACUUGGGAACCCCGCGGGACCUCAACAAGUACGACAACCCGUCGCAAUGGUCGCCGUACGUGCCCAAGCCCAUCGUUGUCAAAAAUUACUACCCGGAUGACCUGAACAGCGAGGCAUGGACGGAUGAAGGGUACAUGGGAGGCACGACCAUCACGCCGCACGGGGUGAUCUCGCUGAGGCUGCACGAUAGGAUCCGAGUGGAUAUUUCGCUGGACAGGGCCAUCAGGAUUAUUAACAUGAAAAACUAUAUUGUGUUGGCCUUGAAUGCGAGCGGGAGCUCGUCGGCGCUGAUACACCCCAACGGGAGGGUGCUACAGUAUGGGUCCAGGGUGGAGAUCUUGGCCCAUGAUGGGCAGGGGAAUAACAAAUACGCAAAAAUGUGGUACAAAGGUGUGAGCUUCACGAGCGACCAAUGCGCCCUCGUCUACCUCGUGGACUCGGCGGGCACUAGAACCACAACGGACACUUUUACUGACCUGACUGGCGACAUAACUCUUGACGUUUUCUACAACCGACCCAAUUGCAACGUCGACUUCGCCUGCAUGACUCCUGGCACUCAUUUGGUUAAUGAGGCCGUUAGUAUUCUGCAGUCGGCCAAUUAUUGGCUUACGGAGGAUCGCACCGACAACUGGAUCAUAAACAACGUGCGAAUUUCACAGACUGCGGACGGCCUUGUAAGAGUCGGCCGCAACAGCAACAAAUUCUCCCUCCGCACCUCCCCCACGAACGGUUCAGCAUCGGUCUCAUCCCCGUACCUCCACUGCACCGGAUCCAUGGGCCAAACGCGCCACUUGUUCGUCCGGCGAGGCGAGCGCAGGAUGCACUACGACGGCACCACCUUCAUCGUACGAAACGCCGGCCACUCGGCCGGCUUCGACGAAAGACACCAACUUAAAGUUUAUUAAAACCAACAAAACGUUCGAUUUUCGUGAGAUCCGCGCGUUUUUGACGUUUCGUUCUACGACGGCAUCUCAUCAAAUUCUUAGUUUUAAUCGUCUCUUAUACAAAAAGUGAACGACACCCAAAAAAAGUGCAAUUUUUCUUGAUAGUGUUGAUGUCUCUUGCUUUCACCAAUUUUUUUAAAGUGCAUUUAAGCCAGUGAUGUGUGGUAUGAUCUUGGCAAUAAAUGAUUUUAUGAU